AUGUCCAGGCAGUCCACCAUCACCUUCCAGACAAGCAGCCACAGGGGCUUCAGCACGGCCUCAGCCACCACCCCUGCCCCCGGCUGCUCUCACUUCAGCUCCAUCUCUAUGGCCCGCUCCCUGGUGGGCAGCGGAGGGCUGGGAAGGAUCGGGGCCGGCUUUGAAAGCCGCAGCCUCUACAACCUGGGGGGGACCAAGCGGGUCUCCAUUGGCAACAGCUUCCGAAGUGGUUUUGGUGGCAGGGCAAGCGGCGGGUUCGGGGUCGGUGGUGGGUUUGGCUAUGGGGGUGGAAUUGGAGGGGGCUCUGGGGGCUCUGGCUUCUCUGUCUGCCUCACUGGAGGCAUCCAAGAGGUCACCGUCAACCAGAGUCUCCUGACUCCCCUCAACCUGCAAAUCGACCCCACCAUCCAGCAGGUGAGGACUGAGGAGCGGGAGCAGAUCAAGACCCUGAACAAGUUUGCCUCCUUCAUUGACAAGGUGCGGUUCCCGGAGCAGCAGAACAAGGUCCUGGAGACCAAGUGGAGCCUCCUGCAGGAGCAGGGCAUCAAGACUGUGAGGCAGAACCUGGAGCCUGCCUUCGACGCCUACAUCAACGACCUCCAGCGGCAGCUGGACAGCGUCACCACCGAGAGGGGCAGGCUGGAUGCUGAGCUGAGAAACAUGCAGGAUGUCUUGGAAGAUUUCAAAGUCAGGUAUGAGGACGAAAUUAACAAGUGCACAGCUGCUGAGAAUAAGUUUGUGGCUCUGAAGAAGGAUGUGGACGCCACCUAUAUGAACCAGGUGGACCCGGAGGCCAAGGUCAACUCUCUGACCGAAGAGAGCAACUUCCUCCAGAUGGUCUUUGAGGGGGAGCUGUCCCAAAAGCAGACCCAGGUUAGUGACAUGUCCGUGGUCCUGUCCAUGGACAACAAUCGCAGCCUGGACCUGGACAGCUUCAUCACUGAGGUCACAGCUCAGUACGAGGACAUCGCCAACCGCAGCCAGGCGGAAGCUGAGUCCUGGUACCAGACCAAGUACGAGGAGCUGCAGGUCACGGCAGGCCGGCACGGCGUUGAUCUCCACAACACCAAACAAGAGAUCUCCGAGAUGAACUGGACGAACCAGAGGCUGAGAGCCGAGAUCGACAACGUCAAGAAGCAGGGUGCUAGCCUGCAAACAGCCAUGGCCGAUGCAGAACAGCGUGGAGAACUGGCCCUCAAGGAUGCACAGGCCAAGCUGGUGGACCUGCAGGAGGCCCUGCAGAAGGCCAAGCAGGACACGGCACAGCUGCUGUGCGAGUACCAGGAGCUCAUGAACGUCAAGCUGGCCCUGGACGUGGAGAUCGCCACCUACAGGAAGCUGCUGGAGGGCGAGGCGUGCAGGCUGAGCGGAGAGGGUGUUUCUCUGGUUAAUAUCUCUGUGGUCACCUCCACCGUCUCCAGUGGCUACAGAGGUGGCAGCGGCAUUGGCGGUGGAAGCCUGGGCCUCGCUGGGAACAAUGGCUACCCCUUCACCGCCAGCAGUGGGCACAGCCUGGGGGCAGGCCUGGGGGGCUCCGGCCUCAGUGCCAGUAGCAGCCGGGGCCUCGGGGGCAAUGGCUCCAGCGUCAAGUUUGUCUCCACCACGUCCUCCAGCCGGAAGAUCUAUAAGCACUGA
Molecule: messenger RNA, 1635 nt
Organism: Hippopotamus amphibius kiboko
Lineage: Eukaryota; Metazoa; Chordata; Mammalia; Artiodactyla; Hippopotamidae
Product: keratin, type II cytoskeletal 75-like
Biological process (GO): intermediate filament organization; keratinization
Cellular component (GO): keratin filament
Molecular function (GO): structural constituent of skin epidermis
Source: RefSeq, a predicted model, not a curated record